This is a messenger RNA of Rhododendron vialii, 799 nucleotides long. Its product is annotated as small ribosomal subunit protein bS20c. Gene Ontology annotation, biological process: translation. Gene Ontology annotation, cellular component: ribosome; small ribosomal subunit. NCBI's taxonomy places the organism in Eukaryota, Viridiplantae, Streptophyta, Magnoliopsida, Ericales, Ericaceae. The coding region runs from base 109 to 654 and encodes 181 amino acids. The record is from RefSeq and is a predicted model, not a curated record. Gene Ontology annotation, molecular function: structural constituent of ribosome; small ribosomal subunit rRNA binding. The transcript is spliced from 3 exons.
GCCCCUAAGAUACUGCUUGUCACUCUGGGUGGAUAAGAUAGAGCGAGAGAGAAGAGGGUUUGGGUUUUCCAUUUGUAUUCGAUUGCAGAGAGAGAGAGAGAGGGAGAGAUGGCUGCAGCUGUGCAUUGCUGGGCUCUUCCGUCCAAAUUGAGUGCCCUAUCUCUCAACAACCCUUCUUCUGCUCACCUUAAACCCACUGCGGCGUUCAGUUCCCUGAGCCUCUCUGCUAGCAUCUCCCACAAUGUCUUCUCCUCAGGGUUUUUGUUGAUGAGCCCUGUUGUGAGGCCGAAUCGUCUCUCCAUUAUUUGCAAGGCAGCUUUGACCAAGAACGCAGAUUCAGCUGAGAAGAGAGCUCGCCAAAAUGAGAAGAGGCGUCUCAGAAACAAGUCAAGGAAAUCCGAAGUCAGGACUAGGAUGAAGAAGGUUCUGAAAGCACUAGAGUUACUACGGAGGAAAAAAAAUGCAAAACCCAAAGAAGUACUUUCAAUUGAGCAGUUGAUUGCAGAGGCUUAUUCUGCUAUUGAUAAGGCUGUGAGAAAAGGAGUCUUGCACAGGAACACCGGAAAAAGGAGGAAGUCUAGACUUGCUAGGAAAAAGACGGCGGUCGAAAUUCACCACGGUUGGUAUACUCCUGCGCCGCCUGCCACUGUCUAAUUCGGCUUUUUUCCAUGUUAUGUGUAGAAUCAAGGUACUUGUUUCGUUUUUCCUUUUCUUGAUAGAGUACGCUUGCUAUCAUAUUUUUGUCAUAGCUGUUGUAUAUUUUCCUGCAGAUGCAAUGCAAAUCCCAUAUUUUCGUUUA